AUGGGACCUACAGCCCGGAAUCUGAUUGCUUUGUUUAUCAUUUUUUUAGAAAGUAUUCGAGAAUUGAUUCGUUUUUUACGAUAUGAUACAUCUUCUGGUUUGGCACGUCGUUUGUGUGGUGAACACAACAUCGUAAAAAAUGAUCUCAUACCAAUUAUGAAGUUAGCAGAUGUCAAGGAAAAUCUUUUCGAUGCUGCUUUGAGACUUACGGUGAACCUGUGCCAGCCAACAAUCACCGUGCUCCGAGGAAAAAAACCGGAGAAUAAGGAGGAGUGGAAAUUAUUUUGGGAGCUGGAGAAGAAUUUGGAUUUAGCUAAAAAAGCGUUCUCAGAUGUGGAUUUCAUGAAAAUUCUUCAUCAGAGAGUUUCGUCAUAUUUUGAAUCGGAUUGGUGCGAUAGAAGUAUAUCAGAAAAACUGGUUGUUGAAAGGAUAUUGGUUCUUAUCGAAUAUAUGUUAGAAAUAGGCGAGUAUGAAGAAGAUCCGAAUCAGAAUGUGAUGAUGGAUUCAUAUGUGACCGAUCGAGUUAUAUUCGCUCUUUUGAGUAGUGGUUUUAGUGAUUUAUUCGUUGAUAUGGCUACUCAGAAGUCAGAAUGUGAUUUUCAUUUACUCUUGAUAAACAUCAUCGCUCUCACCGUCAAACAUUAUAAUACGUUCGAUAUUUUAUCAGCCGGUGUUGAACGUUCGGUGGAGAAAGGAGCAAAAGAUGAAGAAGAUUUGCGCAGAUGUAUUAAAGCCGAGUCAGAAAAAGUUUUAAGUACACGACGUCGAUUGGGUGUAAGACCAACAUCAUUCGCUGGUUCAUACGUUAUGAAAGGAGUGAAAGCAUUAAAUCCUGAGCAUGAUCUUGUUACACGCAAGGUAGUCAAAGACAUCACAAGUGGUGUAGAGCAUUUGUAUGAAAGAAAAAGAAAGAGACGUCAUCCGAAGAGUCGUCGAAUGUUCGAUGGUCAUCAAAGGACGCAUUCGGCGACGUUGGAUGUGAUGUUAGCAUUGAAACAAUUCUGCGAUCAGUUUCUUCGUAAUGCUUAUAACCAGUUGAUGAAUUCGUGCACAGAUGCCGCUCUUCAUGGUCGAAAAACGUUGAAUCAGCGCAACUUAGACAUUCAUUAUUUUGUUGUAAUGCGCUUCUUCAUGGAAUACAGACGAAUCGGAUCAUUCCCAACAAAUUUUGUUUCUGCUACACUAGGAAAGGAAGCCUUUCAUCGUGUUCAAACUCAGUUGGAUUCCUAUUUGGAAUCAGCACAUGCUGACCGUAGAGAAGGACGUAUUCAUGGUAUGAAGGCGCAGUAUGCUGUUACUGCUUACAAGGAACUUCUUUACACAUUGCGGUCUAUGAUGGAAAGUGGAAAUGAUGAAGAUAAAGAAGAAGUGGAAGCAACUUGUAAGCACAUUAUGAUGGUGGAAGAAUAUCGUGAUUUGUCAAGCUCAGUUAUUCGACAAUUCAUGCCUGGUAUUCUAUCGAAGGUGUUCUUGCGCGAUUUGAUCCUUGCAAAUCACACUUAUAUGAUAGUGCUCGAGAAGGGUGUCAAAUCGGGAACAUUAGCCAAAGUCAUGAAACGCCAAAAAGUGCGUAAAGUGAGAAAAAAACGACUCAAAGAUCUAGCAACGUUUGAUGAAGGUGAUGAAGUUGACGUAGACGAAACAUGGGAAAUAAUAAGUGAAGAAUUGUGUGAUAUUCUGAAUGGUUAUGAAUCGGCAUGUGAUGACGUGAGUGCAAUUGAUGUACGUCUACAAGUUACUGAUGACUGUCAUAAGCAGUUCGCAGCACUGUUCAUUCAAAAUGCACUACGUGAAAGGCGAGUCAAGGAUGCCGUUGGUUUAUAUCGUAGUGCACGUUUGCUUUGGCCAUUCGACCAUAUCUUCGGUUCAAAUGAAAUGUUAUCGGAAGAGGAAUUUAUUGGACUACGAAUGAUAUAUUUUGCUGACCUUGAAGAGGUGAAGAAUGAAUGGAAGAAAGUGCAUGAUGACGUUUAUGGGUAUGAAAAUGAAGACGAAGGAGGUGGAUCUUUAUUAUUUGAUGAUGAAUUGGAUGAGGAUGAGAGUGAUGAUGAAGAAACAACACGUUAUAUUACCAAAGAGAUUGAUUUCAGUUUCAAUGAAUACCUCUCAAAGUUCGCUCGUUCGGAUAUCUUGAAAUGGUAUGUGUACUUAUUGAAUGAUUAUGAAACCAAUUCAAUGGAAGUUAACAAAGCGAUCAUUAAACUGCUGCAUCGAAUUGCAUUUGAUUUAGGGCAAAUGCCACGGCUCUUCCAAGUCUCAUUAUUCCGUAUAUUCAUACGCUUAGGCGAAUAUUUUUGCAAAAUGCCGUUACACGUGAAGAAAGAGGAUCGUUUAUUCCGUGUCUAUGAAUUCGGCUAUCAUCUUCUCAAACAGUUCUUCUCCAGAUAUGAAACCACUGGAUCUAAGCUUAUACCUGAACUGUUAUUUUGGAAGGGACCAAAAGAGUGUUAUGAUCUAGAGCAUGGAUAUGGAUCAUACGAAACAUCAAUAAACGAGAAAGAAAGGAAUGAGGUCGCCUGGACAGAGGAAUUGAGUAAUGAACUGCAUUCGUUAUAUGAUGAAUAUGUGGGAUGUGAAGAUAAAGCUGAAGGAAUCGACGUGGUUGAAUUCAUUGAAAGUAACCUUUCACGUCAACGGACUCGCAGACAAAUCAUCAGAGAGUUGAAAUCGUUGGGAUUGGAUACUUUUGGAGCGAAAGUCAAAGAUAGGUAUGGUUUUCUUUGGUUUGUCUCAUGUCCCAUUUUAUUACCUACUCAAAAUCAUCGUGCGGACGCGAUUACUCGAAAGUGUAAGUCAAAUGUGUUCUCACCGGAUGUCGUGAGUCACAUGAAAACACUUGUUGACCAGUUUCAAUCAAUGCCUUCUGACGAAAACCGGGAAGAUCUGGUGGAUUAUAUUCGCAAACGACUGUCAGAGUGUUAUAGUCGAGCGCAGAUCAUAAAACAGUUACACUAUGAUAACAUCGAGUAUAAUCGAAAGACAGUUGCACGUUAUCUUUAUCAUAUCAGUGCAUUGUUUUAUCAACGCAUUGCCUUGCCUAGAUUUUUUUGUGAUUUUUGGAUGGUGAAAACAACAAGUUCCAGGCGUCGCAAACCAUGGCACGAAGUAUUAACCAUUGAAUUGCGAUCUCUUGCCGAGCAAUAUGAAGAACUCAUCGAAAAGCCAAGUAUGCGAACGUUUAUUUAUUUCCUGCACAGACUAAUUUCUUGUUCGUUGAUAGAUUAUAUAAAGAAUCGGCUAACCGAGAAGCGAACCAUCUCGGAUAUUCGCGCAAAACUAAUCGAAAUGGGUUACGAACAUUCAAAGCUGUACUCAGCUGAAAGUUCCGCAAAAGUAUCAAAACCGUGGUCUGAACUUCUUCUCAUCGAAUUGCAAUCACUGAAAGCGCAAUACAACGAAGUCGACGAGAAGCCACAAUGUAAUCAUAUAUAUAUAUGGAAUUUAAGUGAUCAUGGCAUCGUCGAUUAUGUGAUUGCACGAUUGAGUGAAAAGCGAUCGCGACGUGAUGUGAUUUGUAAACUGCUUGAAAUUGGGGUUGAUAUGUCGCAGAUGAAGCCGAAAAGAACGAAGAAAUUGGAUAAACAAGCGCAAUUGUUGGAAGCGGGCAGUGAGUAUAACGAACAGAUCUGUGAACGUGCUACAUCAGCUUCGGAUUCGAGAGAUUCUUCACCGUCUAUAGCUGAUGAUGAAGAUUCCUUCGAUAAGGCUGAUGCUUCUUCUCAUUCUGAAUUCAAAAUCGACCAAGAAAAAUGUAUUCAACAAAGUUGGAACUCACAGUCCAUAGCUGAGGCAUCCGACAAGCCGUCUUCGAGACAUUCAUUGAAUAAUGUCCCGAUUUUGAUAGUAAUGAAACGAGUGAAACGCGUGUUCAAUGAGCAGCCGCAGUUAUCAGAUGAAGAAAGUGAAAAUGGUGAAAAUAUCGAUUACUCAAAUUUGCGGUUGCGGAAAAGACGUAUUGUAUUGAGUGAUGACGAAGCAGAAUAA
Messenger RNA from Anisakis simplex (herring worm), 3984 nucleotides. Lineage: Eukaryota; Metazoa; Nematoda; Chromadorea; Rhabditida; Anisakidae. The record is from the annotation of a GenBank genome assembly.